AGACUGCGGUAGAGCAGUAGUGAAUUAACAGGGCAGAGGUGACCAGACAAGCACACCAAGAUCAACCCCAUCACCUGCCCCAGCUACGAGGUAGACCCUAGACCCCCACCCUAGAGCCCCACCACCACCACCAUGAAGUGCUCCCCGCCACGAGGUGCCUCAGAGGGCCCUGCCCUGGGCAGUCCCUGUAAGCUUAUGCCAAGGUGGGCGAUGUGUCUCAAGGCUCUACUGAGAAUGCCCCCUAGGACUCCCCUCCAGGGGAGAGGCCCCUGUACCCACACCCAGGCAGUAUCUGGGGAGGCUGGGUCUUCCUCCUGAGUAGUUCUGACCCAACCCUUCAUGGCUGAGGGAGGGCUGUGUGGCCCAAAGGAGGGAAGUCACUUCACCUGGAAGUGGUAGUCUCAGGCUUGAGGCUAGAACCCAGGUGUGGGGACCUGAAUGCAGCCCUGUCCUGUGUAUACCUUGCUGCCCUUGGGGCCACCUCAGGUGAGCUCAGGUGCACAGGGGCAGGCUGCGUGGGCUGGGGGCUCCGCCCUGACCCCCACCCCCGAGGCAGGCUCCUCUGGGUGGCGUGGGGCAGAGUAGGCAGGCAGAGCGGGCGGAGCGGGGGAAGCCCCCAGGCUGGCUCACGCCAUUGUCUGAGGGCCCAGCAAGGCGCGGAGAGCCAUGGAGUUGCGGCUGGGGGGCUACACGGCAGCGGUGGCUGCGGUGAGUGGGAGCACAGUAGAGGGGGUUGAACGGCUUGACUUCAGGCCUGGGUUGCCGGCUGUGAAUGAAGGGGCCCAACUUCCUUGGGAAGUGUGCCAACACCACCACCACCCUCCCUUUCGACUUAGAGACUCAGCUAGUUAGAGGCUUACCCGGGCGGGGCCCUUCCGCUGAAAGGAAACCUCCGCCCGGAGCCUGGAGGGGUCUAGGGGCCCCAAGCAGGGAAAGAGCUAGGUCCCCCACCUUAGAAAGAUCCCGAGUGGGGAUGGGGCUGCCUGAGCCUGCUCCGAUGAUCUAGUGGAGGAGGGGAAAUGUGCUCAGAGCUGGCCGGAGACCUCUGCUCUGCUGCUCCGAGCCUGGUCUGCGCCCGGCGAGGGAAGCUGGCUUUCCCCACAUUUCCUGCAUCCACGGGCGCCUCUUCUCAAGAGCCCGAGAAGUGGGCUGCUCUGUGGGUCCUGCUCCUGGCACUGCUGGGCGCCCAGGGCCAGCACAGCACUCCUGCUCCUAGGUGCAACUGUGCCUACAAUUUCCAGAAGAGGAACGGUCUGUUCUGUUGCAAGGGCUGUCCAGCAGGGCACUACCUGAAAGGCCCCUGCUUGAAGCCCUGUGGUCCGGCCAUCUGCCUUCCAUGUCCCGGGGGCACCUUCCUGGCCAGGGAGAACCACCAUGAGACCCGCUGUACCCGCUGCCAGGCCUGUGACGAGGAGGUCUCCCAGGUGGCCCUGAAGAACUGCUCGAUGGUGGCAGACACCCACUGUGGCUGUGAGCCAGGCUGGUUCCUGGAGUGCUUGGUCAAGCCCUGCAAGGCUGGCUCUCCCUUCCGCUGCCAUCCAUGCUCAGACUGCAGGGCUCUGCACCGCCACACACGGGUGCCCUGUUCUGCCAGAGAUAGCGACUGUGGGACCUGCCUGCCUGGCUUCUAUGAAUAUGGCAACAGCUGCGUGUCCUGCCCCACGAGCACCCUUGGGAGCUGUCCUGAGCCAUGUGUGACUGUCUGUGGCUGGAGGCAGAUGUUCUGGGUCCAGGUGCUUCUGGCUGGCCUGGUGGUCCCACUCCUGCUUGGUGCUACCCUGACUUACACAUACCACCGCUGCCAACCUUGCAAGCCCGUGGUUCCUACAGAUGAAGCUGGGAUGGAGGCCUUGACUCUACAGGCCACCCAACUCUCAACCAGGGACAGCGCGCACACCCUUCUAGUGCCCCUCAGCAGUAGUGAGAAAGUCCGCGCUGUCCAGUUGGUGGGCAACGGCUGGACCCCUGGUUCCCCCCUGAGCCAGGAGGCGCCCUGUCCGGAGGUGACAUGGCCCUGGGACCAGAUGCACAGCAGAGCUCUCGAGCCGCCGCCGCCACCUUCGCCAGCGCCCCCUGCAGGCUCCGCGGCCGCCACGCUCCAGCCGGGCCCGCAGCUCUACGACGUGAUGGACGCGGUGCCCGCGCGGCGCUGGAAGGAGUUCGUGCGCACGCUGGGGCUGCGCGAGGCGGAAAUCGAGGCCGUGGAGGUGGAGGUCGGCCGCUUCCGCGACCAGCAGUACGAGAUGCUCAAGCGCUGGCGGCAGCAGCAGCCCGCGGGCUUGGGCGCCGUCUACGCGGCGCUGGAGCGCAUGGGGCUGGACGGCUGCGCCGAGGACCUGCGCAGCCGCCUGCAGCGCGGCCCGUGACUCGGGGGCCCAGCCGCCGGCCCCGGGCCCCGGCGGCCCCUGCGGAAGCCCUAAGUACGGUUACUUAUGCGUGUAGACAUCUUAUGUCACUUAAUAAGCUCCCGGCGCGGCCCUGCGUAGCAGCGCCCAGCGCCCUCCCCGCUGCGCGACCCCGGGCUUCUGGUCAAGGCCGAGAGGCGUGGACGCCUCGCAGAGGGGGCAGACGCUCAGCGGUGGCUGGGCCUGACCUCGCUGAGGCCCUCAUAUUAAAUCUGUGAAGAAAAA
Molecule: messenger RNA, 2630 nt
Organism: Nyctereutes procyonoides (raccoon dog)
Lineage: Eukaryota; Metazoa; Chordata; Mammalia; Carnivora; Canidae
Gene: TNFRSF25
Product: TNF receptor superfamily member 25
Exons: 10
Coding region: 1020-2366 (448 amino acids)
Biological process (GO): signal transduction
Cellular component (GO): plasma membrane
Molecular function (GO): protein binding
Source: RefSeq, a predicted model, not a curated record